Molecule: messenger RNA, 859 nt
Organism: Zerene cesonia (dogface butterfly)
Lineage: Eukaryota; Metazoa; Arthropoda; Insecta; Lepidoptera; Pieridae
Exons: 6
Coding region: 27-818 (263 amino acids)
Cellular component (GO): extracellular region
Molecular function (GO): structural molecule activity
Source: RefSeq, a predicted model, not a curated record
CAUAUAUAUAGUAAAAUAUAGUAUUAAUGUUUAUUUGUGAGCGAACGGCGAAAAUGAAGGUCUUAAUUAUUAUUGGUUUUAUGUUUGUCUGUGUAAUUGCACAAGACCCUGAGAAAAAUGAAAAUGUACCAGGAAUGGUGAAGCCUCUUGAAGAUGUUAAAGAUAAAAUAAAUGAAAUUAAAGAUGAUAUUCAAGACAAAAGCAUAGAGAGGCCUUGUGAAACACUAGACAUGAAUUGCAUACGGCGUUACUUGGCUGAUCAUUCCUAUUGUAAAAUGACCUAUGGCCGGGUCCCCGACCCCAUUUACAGGGUGCAGGCCACCCAGCACCUAACGAGAGUGAAUUUAACUAUAACAUCAACAAAUUUAACAUAUAAAGGAUUGAAUGGAAGGAUUGAAGAAUUCUAUAUUAACAGGGUCACCGAUCAAGUUGUGUUGGCAGUGGAGUUCAGAAAUGUAGAAUUCUUUACCAAAAAUGCGUUCUUCUUUUUCUACCGCCGAGCAAAGGAGCCUGUUAUAACUAAAGAUUUCUUGAAAAUAAUGUUUAAUUCCGUGGUUGUUACUUCAACCAUACCGGGAGUGCAUCAUCUUAGGUUCGACAGAAGCGAAAAUUUUGGCUUUUCGAAUGAUAUUACAUAUAAAUUUGUUGUGGGGCCGAACGCAUUUAAGCACAGAGAUCCUGUUGUUUUGAACACAUUCCUGCAAAUAGCUGCGAAUCUGCCGGUGAACGCAAGGGAGCUCCUGCACACAGAGGCACAGUAUUACUUGACCAACUUCGUCCAAUACUCCUUAUGUGAUUUCGGCCUCAACGUUAUAUGAGACUGACAAUCUUUCAAUUUGAAUAAAGACGUAUUUUGAAA